Messenger RNA from Drosophila pseudoobscura, 3330 nucleotides. It is a transcript of the gene Gyc89Da, whose product is annotated as Guanylyl cyclase at 89Da. The coding region runs from base 1210 to 3213 and encodes 667 amino acids. Gene Ontology annotation, cellular component: guanylate cyclase complex, soluble. Gene Ontology annotation, molecular function: guanylate cyclase activity; heme binding. NCBI's taxonomy places the organism in Eukaryota, Metazoa, Arthropoda, Insecta, Diptera, Drosophilidae. Gene Ontology annotation, biological process: nitric oxide-cGMP-mediated signaling; cGMP biosynthetic process; response to oxygen levels. The transcript has 2 exons. The record is from RefSeq and is a predicted model, not a curated record.
ACAAUAUUUUACAGUACAGUACUUUCAAAGGCCAGAUCCGGUGAUCCGGCUUCGUUUGCUUACCUCUUUUACAUUAUCUGAUAUAUCUUAUUGAGUUCAUCCCGUCGGGAGUCCACUGUACUUUCCGCUCUCACUCCAACCACAUUCAACCGUUAUCAUCACUUUGACAAUCCUGGCGUCGCACCAUUAACAUGUAAUGUCAAAUAUUUGUGUGCAAGUGUAGGUGUUUUUGUGUGUUUGCUAUACCCCCAUAAAUCCCUCUGCCCUAAGAACUUCUAUAAACAAUGCAACCGAAUUCGGUUGGGGGGAAUUUUUAAAUCCCCAAAUGUAAAUUGCGGCGUUAGACAGGCCAAAUAAUCCGACAUCAAAAGCAAAAUAAUUCCAAGAAAAAUUACAUCGCAAACAGAAAGGGACACAGAAGAUUCAGUAAAUUGUCUUUUAUAGAGAUUUAGCUUCAAGUAAAACCCUCCGUACCAUUCCGCACUGUAGGGAAAGCGGCUUUAGCGUGUGAGUUAUUAUAAAAGCCAUAAACUAGGGGAAAAUACUUCAUUUUUGAUACUUUAUCGAAAUGCGACAGUCAAUUGGCCUCAACAAGGAGCAAUGACAUGAAAUGUAAUACUGCCCGACUAGGUGGGGGGUACUGAAAGGGAAUAAGUGCGGACGGACUACUAAGAGGGGUAAGAGUAAGAGUGUAAGCUGAGUGCUGGUCGACUAUAAAAGAGCUGGAACACAGGGGUAGACGUUUCAUUCGCACAGACAGAGCCAGCAGGAAAGCUUUAACACAGUACAUAACAUCCACAAGGACCGCACAAGGUCCGAAGCCAUGUCCCCACAGCCACAGUCACACCCACACACGACAGCAUCCUCCAUCAGUGAAGCAGAACAAGGAAAUUAAAGCCACAACGGAAAAAGCAAAGGACGAGCAACGAGACCGACUGAAGAAUAUAAUGGUAAAAUUGUCGACUCUGCGGGAUUGCGUGUGUGUUCGUGUGUGAAGUGCAGCCUGCUUGGGGACGCCUGUGUGUUUUAAAUUGAAUUUCCUUCAAAUUAGAAACUAAAUAGGGCUCGGAUUCUGCCGGAGAAGAUUGCCAACUAAAACGGAAAUAAAAGAGAAAAUAAGUAACGUUUAAACAAGAAUUUUGAGCGAGUCUUAAAGUGUGGCAUAGAAAUUGGACCUGUUGAACAAGAUUCUCCAACAAUCCAUCAAUCAUGUAUGGCAUGCUCUAUGAGAGUGUCCAGCACUAUGUGCAGGAGGAGUACGGCACACACGUUUGGAAGAAGGUCUGUAACAUCAUCGACUGCAAGCACAACAGUUUCAAGACCCACCAGAUCUAUCCGGACAAGCUGAUGCCGGACAUAGCGGCGGCCCUGUCCGCCUGCACGGGCGAGUCCUUCGACUCCUGUAUGAACUUCUUUGGGAAGUGCUUCGUCAGGUUCUUUAGCAACUUUGGCUACGACAAGAUGAUUCGCUCCACGGGCCGAUAUUUCUGCGACUUUCUGCAGUCCAUCGACAACAUUCACCUGAUCAUGCGGUUCACCUAUCCCAAGAUGAAGUCGCCGAGCAUGCAGCUGACCAGCAUGGACGACAAGGGGGCUGUCAUCCUCUAUCGGAGCAGUCGAACGGGCAUGUCCAAGUACCUUAUUGGGCAGAUGACGGAGGUGGCCCAGGAAUUUUAUGGCCUGCAGAUCAAGGCAUAUGUAAUCGAGAGCCAAAACGACAUCAGCGGCGGGACUGCGGGUCCCAUCAAGAUGACGGAUGGUCCGCUUACUGUCAUCGUAAAGUACCGCCUGGACUUCGACAACUCUGAAUAUAUGGCCAAGCGUGUGAACACGGAGGCACAUCCCUCGCAGCUGAAGAUGCCCACGGUGAAACUGGACGUUUUUCUGGACCUUUUCCCCUUCACCUUCGUCCUGAACCACGACAUGAAGAUUACACAUGCCGGGGAGAAGAUUGUGGAGACAUGGAUAAUGCACAAUCCUGGGGCUAAUCUCAAGGGCUUCAUAGGCACUCACGUGAUGGACCUGUUCCACUGUCGACGGCCCAAGGACACCACCAUCGAUUGGGACACAUUGAUCCAGAUGCGGGCGGUUCUCUUCGAGUUCGAGCUGAUCCGUACGGGGCAUAAUCGGGAUGCCUACGACGCAGCCCUGAACAUGGACUUUGAGAACUACGACGAGAUGGAUCUAAACGAGGCGCAGACCAUAGCCAUUACUAAGUCCAAGGAGUUCAAUGACGCACAUCCUGCCGAGGCGGAGCUGGCUGCUGGAGAGGACGAAAUCGAUCCGGCCACGGGUGAACGUCGCUCCUCCCAGGGUCUGAAAUCCAUUCUGCUCAAGGGUCAGAUGUUCUACAUAAAGGAUGUGGACUCGAUGAUUUUCCUGUGCAGUCCGUUGAUCGAGAACCUGGAUGAACUGCAUGCCAUUGGUCUGUACCUGAACGAUCUCAACCCGCAUGGCCUAAGCAGGGAGCUGGUCAUGGCUGGCUGGCAGCACUGCUCCAAGCUGGAGAUCAUGUUCGAGAAGGAGGAGCAGCGAUCUGAUGAACUGGAAAAGUCCUUAGAGCUUGCUGACUCUUGGAAACGUCAGGGUGAUGACCUCCUAUACUCCAUGAUCCCUCGUCCCAUUGCCGAACGAAUGAGGAACAGCCAGGAGCAGGUUUGUGAGAGCUUCGAGGAGGUCUCCGUCAUCUUCAUCGAGGUCCUGAAUGUCUACGACGGCGGCUUGAACAGCAUUCAGGGAGCCAUGAUGGCAGUGAAUACGCUGAACAAGGUUUUCUCGGUUCUCGAUAAGGAAAUCAUUUCCCCGUUCGUCUACAAAGUGGAGACAGUGGGCAUGGUCUACAUGGCGGUGUCCGGGGCACCGGACGUCAAUCCCUUGCAUGCGCAGCACGCGUGUGAUAUGGCACUGCGCGUGAUGAAGAAGUUUCAUCCCAAGGAUAUGGGCGAUGUGGCUAUUCGGGUGGGCAUCAACUCGGGUCCCGUGGUGGCCGGAGUCGUUGGCCAAAAGGUUCCCCGUUAUUGCCUCUUCGGGGAUACGGUCAAUACCGCCUCCCGCAUGGAGAGCAGCAGUGAUCCCUGGAAGAUUCAGCUCUCCAAAUACACGGCAGACAAGGUGCGAGAACUUGGCUACAAGGUCGAGUCCCGUGGCACUGUCAAGGUCAAGGGUAAGGGCGAAAUGGAGACCUAUUGGCUGCUCGAGGGACCAGAGGGCUAAACGAUUGAAAAGAAAUGAAAAAAAAAAUGAUUUAUGAUUUAAUGUAGAACACCUGCACUCAAAAUAUUGUACUACACUUAUAACUAGUUGCAAUAAAAGAGAAUUUCCCUCUUUCUA